AUCUACCCAAAUAUGUCUGCGGAGCAGGUUGAGAUACAUAACAGUUCGUAUUGUCAUGCUGCCCAUAUUGUUCCCUCGUCAUACCCAACUAAUUCUAACGCGGAUGAUUGCUUUGGUGCCAUUCGCCAGGCUAUUUUGUGUCAUGGUGACAUCUCGUUAAUCUACUGGUGGGAUCCCAACUAUACCUAUAUUGACGAUGACGGCACAGAGCGGUAUACGAAGGACUACCUACAAAAGACCCCUAAGGAGAGACAGGUGGGACUACAUGCUUCAUGGAGCUCUGAAGUACAGUGUAGGGAUAUGGAUGCAAUUAACACCUGGGUCAAGGAACGUAUGGUUGAUCCUGAAAAAUAUGGAGGCAGGGAUGGUGAUUGAGGAGAGCAAUCUCUUCCAAACAGCCUAAUCCUGGAACAAGUAUUUUCAAUGGCUUUAGGUAGGUAACUGGAAUCCGUGGACUUGUUUUAUAGACCCACACAACGAGACGCUUUGUACUGGAAUGGAAAGAGUUGUGGAAGCGGAGAUGAACCGUCUUCCCGCAGGCCAGACUCUAUAAACCAUGAUAGCUUCAGAACUGUGCUCGAUUUCUCGGUCCAGUCAGGCGAGCAUAGACAUCGGUCAAGAAGGGAGAGG
Aspergillus piperis CBS 112811 is the source of this 630-nucleotide messenger RNA. RefSeq lists its product as uncharacterized. NCBI's taxonomy places the organism in Eukaryota, Fungi, Ascomycota, Eurotiomycetes, Eurotiales, Aspergillaceae. The transcript has a single exon. The record is from RefSeq and is a predicted model, not a curated record. The coding region runs from base 13 to 375 and encodes 120 amino acids. Gene Ontology annotation, biological process: mycotoxin biosynthetic process.